This is a messenger RNA of Paramisgurnus dabryanus, 2855 nucleotides long. It is a transcript of the gene maf1a, whose product is annotated as MAF1 homolog, negative regulator of RNA polymerase III a. Gene Ontology annotation, biological process: negative regulation of transcription by RNA polymerase III. Gene Ontology annotation, cellular component: nucleus. Gene Ontology annotation, molecular function: RNA polymerase III core binding. The record is from RefSeq and is a predicted model, not a curated record. NCBI's taxonomy places the organism in Eukaryota, Metazoa, Chordata, Actinopteri, Cypriniformes, Cobitidae.
CUUAACAUAAAAAACAGGAGAUACAACUGCGUAUGGUACUGCGACUGAAAACUGCAAAACAAAACGCUCAUCUUCUGGUGUUGUUUUUUCUGUGCAGCCAUAAAUCGUAGAUUAAGGCUUUUAUAAGCCUUGGGCUUCUCUUCGAGUUCUGAUUCAAUAGCUGGGAUGCAUAAUUUCCCUCUAAAUUUUAGCUUGUUUAAUGGCAGGUAUUGGAAAUUUCACAGUAAAAAGGAAGAGAUAUUUAUUAGACAUAGAAGUGCAUUAAGCAACCGACGAAGAUUAUUCACGCGAUCGUAAGAAGCUGCACGAGGAGUUUGUGUUUACAUUUUGAGUUCAUAGAGCCGUUUGUUCUCGAAACAGAGGAGAUAUUUUAAAGGAGCUUUGUUGUUGUUGGAGACAUCGAGGUUGGUUAAUGUUAAACUAGUAUUGAUUAUCUGUUCCGUAAUUGUAAUUUUAGUCUACGGCUCAUAUUUUCCAAACUAACGAUAGUUUGGGUUGCUUUAACGGCGUAGUAACUGCACUACCCGAUUGUUGUUUAUCAUAAAUAUUGACAUCUAGCGUUAGUAAAGCGUCAUUGCAGUGCCGUCAUGAAGCUCCUGGAAAACUCAAGUUUUGAGGCUGUAAACAGUCAGCUUACAAUUGAGACGGGCGACUGUAAGAUUAUUGGACGAAUUGAGAGUUACUCCUGUAAGAUGGCAGGUGAUGACAAGCAGAUGUUUAAGCAGUUUUGUCAGGAGGGACAGCCACACGUACUGGAAGCUUUGUCUCCUCCGCAGAGCUCUGGGAUCAGUCCUAACAAAAUGAGUCAGAGUUUGGAUGAAGGAGAAGGUCCGCUGUCAGACAAAUGCAGCAGAAAGACACUGUUUUACCUGAUCGCAACGCUCAAUGAAUCCUUCCGGCCGGACUACGACUUCAGUCGUACCAAAGGCCACGAUUUCAGCAGAGAGCCCAGUGUCAACUGGGUGUUUAAUGCAGUAAACAGCAGUUUGUCUGCUGCUGCCGGGGAAUCGUACAGUCACCUGCAGCCUCAGUUAUGGGAGGCUAUAGACAAGGAGAUCAACCUUGCUGAAUGUGACAUAUACAGUUACAAUCCAGAUCUGGAUUCAGACCCGUAUGGAGAAGAAGGCAACCUGUGGUCCUUCAAUUACUUCUUUUAUAACAAAAGACUGAAGAGGAUUGUGUUCUUUACAUGUCGUUCGGUCAGUCUUUUCAUGGCUCCAAGAGACUCUGGUAUCGGCACUGAACUGGAUCUGGAGCUGGAUGAGGGCAGCUAUGAGGAAGAGGAGAACAUGGAUGAAGAGAGGUAUGGUGCACUGUGUGCCUGAUAAUGGGAUCUCUCAGUCCUGUUCCUGAAGCCAGCAACUUCUUGCCCAAGUUUAAAUUUCUGGUAUUUUUCCCUCCAUUCAUUAUUUUGUUGUUGGUCAUUUUCUGAAAAACAGAAGCGGUGUGGCAAUCCAGACAUUUUUUAAGUGCUACUCAUAGCAAUUUAACUCUUACCGAUACCACAUGGCUAUUUUGUGUACUUUCCUUUAAGACUUUCCGAUGACAUUUUCUUUACUGGCCUUCGAGGAAAGAAAAGUAAUGUGAUAUGUGUCAUCUUUUUUUAUUUUAUUUUUACUUUGCUUGUUGCAUAUACAGAUUGAACUUCACGCUUCUUUUGUGUUCAAGCUUUAUAAAAUGCACAAAAAGUAUUUCCACUAGAUGGCAUCUUCCAACUUUCCAUGUCAUUUGUCUCAGGUUACUCUUUGCAGAUUCAGUAUUCAGUUUUUAUUUUUUUUAAGUUAAAAGGCUUUUUUAAGCAUUAAACAGGAAGGACAUUUAAAACAGAUGCAUGUUUUGAUUUAUAACAUUUUUAUUCAUAUUCUGAAACACACACCUGCUCUCAGCAACACUAUUUCCAAACCAUUUUAAAUUGCCAUCAUUUAUAGAUGUUUUACCUUCUUUUUUAUUUCUUUAACUUAAGUGUUUUACAUCUCCAUACAACCUGCAAAUUUGUUUUCUAGAUAUAAAAAAAUUGCCUGGCUACAAUGUUAUUUUCUCACAAAGAAUAGAAAUGUUAAUGGAACGGUAGUAGAUUUAUCAUUAUAGACAUGAUGGGUCUGCUUUUGUUAGUGCUUUGUACUUUGUUACUGUUUUUUUCCACUGUCAUUGAAUUUUGUAACAUCUGUGAGGUGUAUAACAUGUGAAGUAAACAUUGUAUCUCGGGUUUCUUUUGAAAAGACUUGUUUGUCUUUAGUGAUCAAUCAAGAAGAAAUGGUGAUCAUCAUUAAGAAAUUGUUAUUUGCAUUAAGUAACUUUGCCUGUGUAACCAAGUUAUUUGGAAUGGUAUCGGGUGUGAUCGGAUUACCUAGAAAUUAGGUGUGAAGAAUGACAUACCGUAGUAUUACAAAACCGACCAUUCGAUGUUCAAAUAGGACUUUCAACAUCAACCUAUCACAUUUAGGCCUGUAGUUGAAUCUUUCUACUGAUGAUUAAAAUACAUUUCCUCAUGAGAAACCUAGUUCUUAUUGUCCAGUGUUAUGUGAUGGGAUCAGUUGUUGAUGAUCGGGCCAUAUGUGGAACACCUCAUGGUGAAAUCUCUUUAAAUUCUUUGUCUGUUUUAGAUUUGACUGCGACCCUUCAAUGUUUGUCAUUUUGAGCACUGAUGGUAUGACAGAAAUUUAUUUGGAUCAGUAUAAGAACAGGAUAUUCAGAUUGCUUUGAGUGUUUUUUCUUUUUUUUUUUUUGUACUAUUGAUAAACCCCAAUUGUUUUAAUUCGAACUUUUUUCUUUUUUUCUUUAUGAAUAUACUUUUAAUGAGUGUUUUUAUUAUUUCCCCAAUGCUGUUAAAUAAAUCUACCAACUUAAAUGUUCAA